This is a messenger RNA of Capra hircus (goat), 1657 nucleotides long. It is a transcript of the gene NECAB2, whose product is annotated as N-terminal EF-hand calcium binding protein 2. The record is from RefSeq and is a predicted model, not a curated record. Gene Ontology annotation, cellular component: cytoplasm. Bases 1 to 1185 code for a protein of 394 amino acids. NCBI's taxonomy places the organism in Eukaryota, Metazoa, Chordata, Mammalia, Artiodactyla, Bovidae. Gene Ontology annotation, molecular function: calcium ion binding. The transcript is spliced from 13 exons. Gene Ontology annotation, biological process: regulation of amyloid precursor protein biosynthetic process.
AUGUGCGAGCGGGCGGCGCGCCUGUGCAGGGCCGGCGCGCACAGGCUGCUCCGGGAGCCGCCGCCGCAGGGCCGGGCGCUGGGCGGGCUGCUGCGCUGGGUGGGCGCCAGGAUGGGCGAGCCCCGGGCGCCGCUGGCCCCCGACGCCCCCAACACCCCCGUCGCGGACCCCGGCCCCUACCCGGGCCCCGCCUCGCCGCGCGGGGGCACCGCCGUCAUCCUGGACAUUUUCCGCCGUGCGGACAAAAACGACGACGGGAAGUUGUCCUUGGAGGAGUUCCAGCUCUUCUUUGCAGAUGGCGUCCUCAAUGAGAGGGAACUGGAGGAUCUCUUCCACACUAUCGACUCUGACAACACCAACCAUGUGGACACCAAGGAGCUUUGUGACUACUUUGUGGACCACAUGGGGGACUAUGAGGACGUCCUGGCUUCCCUGGAGACCUUGAACCACUCCGUGCUGAAGGCCAUGGGCUACACCAAGAAGGUGUACGAGGGCGGGAGCAACGUGGACCAGUUUGUGACGCGCUUCCUCCUGAAGGAGACGGCCAAUCAGAUCCAGUCCCUGCUGAGCUCGGUGGAGAGCGCGGUGGAGGCCAUCGAAGAGCAGACCAGCCAGAUCCGACAGAACCACAGCCGGCCCAGACACAGCGCAGUGGAGAGCUGGUCCGGGAGUCCCACUCCCCUCUACGCCCCCAACCACAAGCUCAUGGCUGCGGAAGAAGGAAAGAGCUUCCCGCCUGGCACCUCAGACCCCAAGGAGGACGGCCUGGAUGCCCAGAUCAGCAGGCUGGCGGGGCUCAUUGGACGGCUGGAGAACAAGACCCUUUGGUUUGACCUUCAGCAGCAUCUCUCGGAUGAAGAAGGCACCAACAUGCACCUGCAGCUGGUCCGGCAGGAGAUGGCUGUGUGCCCUGAGCAGCUGGGUGACUUCCUGGACUCUUUGCGCCAAUACAUGCGGGGUACCGCUGGGACCAGGAACUGCUUCCACAUUGCUGCCGUGAGGCUGGCGGACGGCGUCACCUUCGUGGUCUAUGAGUUCUGGGAGACGGAGGAGGAGUGGAAGAGGCACCUACAGAGCCCUGUGUGCAAGGCGUUCCGGCACGUCAAGGUGGACAUGCUGAGCCAGCCUGAGGCCUUCUCCCGGAUCUCCGUGCCAGCUGCUUGGUGCACCCUGGGCCGUGACUGACUGCCUCCUCAAGGUCCCACAGAUGAGUGUGCCGCCCUGCUCCCUCUGACGAAGGAUGUCCACUCUUUUCUAGAAACUUUGGUAUACUAGCUGUCUUUUCAGUAUACUUCCAAAUAAGAGUGUCUCUUCCCACUGUUCAAAGUGAAGGCGCACCCCUCCCCUGGCACCCCCUGCCCCACCCUUGGCGGCAGAGCAGUGUCUGAGCUGCCGGGCCCUGCUGACAUGGGCGGGCGGUGGUGAUGGAGGCGGCCCCCCCACCCCGCCAGCAGACGGCCACGCAUGACCAGUCCCCAUCCACCUCCCCCUCACUCUCCCUGGUUGCCACUCCUCCACGUGGUAGGGGGCCGAGACCCUGUAGUGUCCACCUUAGGCCUGGGCUGAGCCCGCAGGCGGCAGUAGACCCCACGUAGCAGUGCCCUACUGGGCAAACAGCCGCCCUAGACGAGCACCAAAUAAACUCCCGUUGGGGACA